Messenger RNA from Stegastes partitus (bicolor damselfish), 6240 nucleotides. RefSeq names its product kinesin family member 16Ba (gene kif16ba). The coding region runs from base 328 to 4341 and encodes 1337 amino acids. Gene Ontology annotation, biological process: microtubule-based movement. The transcript is spliced from 27 exons. The record is from RefSeq and is a predicted model, not a curated record. Lineage: Eukaryota; Metazoa; Chordata; Actinopteri; Pomacentridae. Gene Ontology annotation, molecular function: phosphatidylinositol binding; ATP binding; microtubule binding.
CUUCCGUAAACGUAAUGUUUAUAUUCCCUCUAUUGGCCGUCCAGAGCUAACAGGCUAACAGGCUAGCGGGCUGCUGACCGGUGUCCAUGGAUGUGAGCCGGUUCACGCCGGGACAGCGACGCGGUGUCAGCGGACCCUGAUACCGCCGGCGGCCCUCCCCUCUCCUCGCUCCGGAUCUGUGUGCUGUGUUCAGUCCGUGUUUCGUCAGGCUGCCGGUUAUCUCCGCGACUUUUGCCCUCUUUCUCCCGCUGCUCGCUCGUUAGCCCGCUGGCUAAUUAGCUGUGAAGCUAGCUGACCGGGAACGGACGGACCGCAGCGGGAUGUGCGAUGGCAUCGGUUCGGGUGGCUGUGCGGGUCAGACCCAUGAACAGGCGGGAGAAGGACCUGACUGCAAAAUGCAUCAUCAAGAUGGAAGGAACCAAAACCUCCAUCACCAACCUCAAGCUCCCCGACGGCAUCGCAGGAGAGGUGACGAGGGAUCGAACCAAAACCUUCACGUACGACUUCUCGUACGACUCGACGGACUGUAAGAGCUCCGCCUUCGUCUCUCAGGAAAAGGUGUUCAAAGACCUGGGCUCCGACGUGCUGAAGGCGGCUUUCGAGGGCUACAACGCCUGCGUGUUCGCCUACGGUCAGACCGGCUCGGGGAAGUCCUACACCAUGAUGGGCACUCCGGGAGACGCCGGUCUGAUCCCGAGGAUCUGUGAAGGUCUGUUCAGUCGGAUCUCUGACACCACACGAUGGGACGAGGCUUCAUUUCGCACAGAAGUCAGCUACCUGGAGAUCUACAACGAGAGAGUGAGAGACCUGCUGAGGAGGAAGUCCACGCAGACCUACAACCUGAGAGUCAGGGAGCAUCCCAAGGACGGACCCUACGUAGAAGAUCUGUCCAAACACCUGGUGCAGAACUACAGCGACGUCGAGGAGCUGAUGGAAGCUGGGAACAUCAACCGAACCACUGCCAGCACCGGCAUGAACGACGUCAGCAGCCGCUCGCACGCCAUCUUCACCAUCAACUUCACCCAGGCGAAGUUCGACGCCGAGAUGCCCAGUGAAACCGUCAGUAAGAUCCACCUGGUCGAUCUGGCCGGCAGCGAGCGAGCCGACGCCACCGGAGCCACCGGCGUCCGGCUGAAGGAGGGAGGAAACAUCAACAAGUCGCUGGUCACUCUGGGAAACGUCAUCUCGGCUCUGGCCGACAUGACGCAGGACGGCGUGAACACCAACCUGAAGAAGAAGUCGGUGUUUGUUCCCUACAGAGACUCUGUGCUGACGUGGCUGCUGAAGGACAGUCUGGGUGGAAACUCCAAGACCAUCAUGAUCGCCACCGUGUCCCCCGCUGACGUGAACUACGGCGAGACGCUCAGCACUCUGCGCUACGCCAACCGAGCCAAGAACAUCAUCAACAAACCCACCAUCAACGAGGACGCCAACGUCAGGCUGAUCAGGGAGCUGCGGGCCGAGAUCGCCCGGCUCAAGGCUCUGCUGGUUCAGGGCAACCAGAUUGCUCUGCUGGAUUCGCCCACAGCUCUGAGCAUGGAGGAGAAGCUGCACCAGAAUGAAGCCAGAGUCCUGGAGCUGACCAAGGAGUGGACCAACAAGUGGAACGAGACUCAGAACAUCCUGAAGGAGGAGACUCUGGCUCUGAGGAAGGAGGGCAUCGGCGUGGUGUUGGACUCCGAGCUGCCUCACCUCAUCGGCAUCGACGACGACCUCCUCAGCACCGGCAUCAUCCUGUACCAUUUGAAGGAGGGCCGGACCUACGUGGGCCGAGAGGACGCGUCCACGGAGCAGGACAUCAUUCUGCACGGUUUGGACCUGGAGAGCGAACACUGCAUGUUCGAGAACCAGAACGGGAAGGUGACUCUGGUGCCGCUCGGCGGAGCUCAGUGUUCGGUGAACGGAGUCCAGGUGACGGAGCCGUCGCAGCUCAACCAAGGUGCCGUUAUUCUGCUCGGCAGGACCAACAUGUUUCGCUUCAACCACCCGAAGGAGGCAGCCAAGCUGAGGGAGAAACGGAAGAGCGGCCUGCUCUCCACCUUCAGCCUGUCCAUGACCGAUCUGUCCAAGUCCUGCGAGAACUUGUCCACCGUGAUGCUCUACAAUCCAGGGCUGGAGUUUGAGCGGCAGCAGAGGGAGGAGUUGGAGAAACUGGAGCUGAAAAGGAGGCUGAUUAAGGAGAUGGAGGCGAAGCAGCAGAGUGAGAAGGCCGAGCUGGAGCGCCUCCAGCAGGAGGUGGAGAGUCAGCGCAAGGAGUCCGAGGAGGUGCAGCAGCGCAUCCUCCGUCAGGAGGAGAGCCUCCGCCACCGCAGCCAGGACAUCGAGAGCCGCCUGCGGGACUUCCUGGCCGAGAAGGAGCGCUUCGAGGAGGAGAGGCGCUCCGACGUCCAGGGCGUGGAGCUCCAGCGCAGAGGGCGGCGGAAACGGCAGCAGGAAGGCGACGCAGAGGAGGAGCAGGACGAGGAGCAGCGGCGGCAGCAUGAGGCUGCCGAGCAGAACGAGAUCUACCGCGAGCUGGAGAGGCUGAAGAGGGAGCGCGAGGAGCAGAAGGUCCGUCUGGAGGCCGAGCGCCGGCGGCUGGAGGAGCAGGAGCGGGAGCAGCUCAGCCUGGUGGGGAGGCUGGAGGAGCAGCUGAGGGAGAAGCACGAGGCGGCCGCCGCCCUGCUGACCCGGGAGGACGCCCGCCGCCUGGAGGAGGAGCGGCGAGCUCUGGCCGAGAUCAGGGAGGCGCUCCUCCGGGCCAAAGAGGCUGCAGAGCGGCCGGACGUGGAGGACGCCGGCCAGGAGGCGAGAUCCGCCCAGACUCGAUACACGGACUUCAAGGAGGCUCAGGUGAAGGAGCUGGGCCAGCUGGAGGAGGAGCUCCGGCAGCAGAGGGAGCGUCUGGAGAAGGAGGUGGCGGCUGAGCGGAACACGCUGCUGCUGCUCACCCACGGCCUCAAGGAGCGGCAGCAGCAGCUGAAGGAGAUGCAGGAGAAAGGGGCGCAGGACGCCUCCGCCGUCUGCCAGGAGGAGCAGCUGGUCAGACAGGCCGAGCAGCGGCUGCAGUUCAAGGAGCGACAGCUGGCCAACCUGGCCGACGACCUCCUCCCGGCGCUGGCCGAGGAGAAGCAGAGGGCCGUGGAGAUGCUGGAGCGCAGCGGCGGCGGCACCAACGGGAACUGCGACAGCCCGCCGGGUCUGGACAACACGCUGUACGAGGUGGAGAAGGAGCUGGAGGACAAGGAGGAGAAGCUGAACCUCCACUGGCACAGCGCCCAGCAGCUCCAGCAGCUCCAGGAGACCUACGAGUUCACGGCCAACGUGGCGCGGCAGGAGGAGAAGGUGCGCCGGAAGGAGAAGGAGAUCCUGGAGUCCAAGGAGAAGCAGCAGAGGGAGGCGAUGGAGCAGGCGGUGGCCCGGCUGGAGAGGAGGCACUCUGCUCUGAGGCGCAGCGUCUCCCUGGAGCCCGACUCCGAGGAGCCCAGGCUCAGGAGCUCGGUCUGCAGGGCCCAGAGGACCGGGGCCGAGCUGGACCAGCAGAGAGUGGAGCGGGAGAUCCAGAAGCUGCGACAGAGGAUCAGCGAAGGAGAAGACAACAGCCGAACUCACUCCAUCGGCAGCGACGACAAGCCGGGCCACAGCAGCUCUCCGGUCAGCCACAUCCAGAGCCUGAACACGCUGCUGCCGCUGUCCGACGACAGGAUAAACGCGUACAUCGAAGAGGAAGUCCAGCGGCGGUUACGAAAGAUGAAUCUUCUGAACGGCGGCGGCAGCAACAUGGAUCUGUCUCUGUCCUGUGAAUCGCUCAGAGAGGAGGAGGAAUUUAGCGACUGUAGCUCUGUUAGAUUGACAGACGAGGACGAUGAAAAGCAGCAAAACGUGAAUCCCAGGAGGCUCAAAUAUGAGCACCUGGUGUCUCGUAAUCCUGCGGCGAGCAGCGACGGCGUCCAGGAGCCCGUCAGAGUUAGCAUCCCUCGCUACGUCCUCCGCGGGCAGGGCAAGGACGAGCACUUUGAGUUCGAGGUGAAGAUCACGGUGAUGGAGGAGACAUGGACGGUGUUCAGACGCUACAGUCGCUUCCGGGAAAUGCACAGGAGCCUCAAGUCCAAGUAUCCGGAGCUGGCAGCUCUCGAGUUUCCGCCAAAGAAGCUGUUUGGAAACAGGGACGAGCGGAUGGUGGCCGAGCGCCGGAGUCACCUGGAGCGUUACCUGAGGAACCUGUUCCGGGUCAUGCUGUUGUCCUCCAGCUCUCCUCUCAGAACCCACCAAGACGUCCGUCUGUCCAAACGGGACGUCUGCGAGUUCUCGCCGUUCUUCAAGAAGGGCGUCUUCGAGCACGGCAGCCACGGCACCGGCUGAGCGGGGCGCUGAGGCCCGACCAGAACCGACCCAUCUGUGCCUUUUCCUUCCAAGAGAGACUUCCGGGUCGGUGUGAGCUCACCCGCCGUCCCACCUGGAGCUGGGCUGUACGUCCGCUGUGAUGUCUGGCCGAGCUGAGGAUCCACUGAAUGAACAGUUUUAAUAAUCCGAGUCACUGAUCAGACGACGAAGUCGCUGUUCCGUCUGAAAUGAAAGAUUUCUUUCUUUAUUCUGUGAACUGGACGCUUUCCUUCACCGACACUGAAUCAAAGAACCUUUAAUGAACCUGAAACGGUUUCACACUGAUCAUGUGGCCCAUUCUGUAAAAAACCCACCAGAACCUCCUCAGGUGUUCUGACAGAGUGGAUCCUCCUACAGAUGGUCCUGGUAGGUUCUGGAGGUCAAACGGUCCUGGUUCUGACCAACCACCAUCACACAGUUUGGUUCAAAUGACAUGAGAGCUGUCCAGGAUUGCAGACAGAACUCUGAACGGACUCAGAUUCAUGAACCCGACUCCAGAUUGGGCAGAAAUGAGUUCAGCAUCCAAAGUGACUCCAAAACGAGUUUCUCUGUAAAAACAGGACGUUUCAUUUAGAACCAGGUGUUCUGACCCAACACUGUGACUGAGGAAUGAAUAACAAGAGUCCAGAAAUACUGAAUAAGUUUAGAACUACUGAAAUGUGUCCAGUGGUGACUCCCAGUUGGACAGAAAUGACAGUCCUGAUGUGAAAACAUGCAGAACCAGAACCUUGUCUGGUCCAGCUUCACCACAUCAGGUUCUGCUGACGUCAGAGCCUCAGCAGUCGGUGAAAUGUGACCAGAGACUGGGUUCUGUUGCCACCACAGUUGUAUUUCUGCAGAUGCUGAACCGUUGAAGUGGCUUCAUGCGGCUGCAGACGCAUGAAAUUCUCUGAAUUCAGCCAGAACAUUUGCCAGAACUCAGUUUUGUGUCUCAAACUCCAGAUUGUGAGCAGACUGGAGGAUCGCUGCUGUCUGAUCUGAGGCUUCAGCUGUUUCCAGGAUGAAACGUCGGCCUCCAGCUUCUGAUGAAGAACCAGGACUGUGUUUGGACGUCUGAGUCCAGCUGCUGCCUGUGUUGGUACCGAGGCCGUAAACGCUCACGUCAGCAGAGAAGAAGAAGAAGAAGCAGAACUGCUGCCUCCCUGCUCUGUACAUACUCAGCUACAGCUUAGCUUAGCGUAGCUUAGCUUAGCUUCGCUAUUAGCACGGCUCUGUGUAAAAGGAAUAAAUGUGGUUUUACACUCGCAUUACAAGACCUUUUAUUUAUAUAUAUGUAAACACACACAUUUCCUGAAUAUUUAUGUCCAGACGUUUUUCCACAGAUUUUACUUCAAUAUUCAGGUUUAUUGUUUCGCUUUUUUCCAAACUAAAUCAUUUUUCAGGCCCUCUUGCAUUUCUUUUCUUUUUUUCUUGGUGGAAUUUGUUAUUUGGGGGUAAAUUAUUUGUUUACUAUUAUUUUUCUGAUAUUUUAUUUACAUCUUCUGAACUACUUUCCAGAUAUUUGUCGCCGUCUACGUGACAUUUUUCAGACCGAUUAUUCUGAUCAAACUUUCAGACAUUUUUUCCACAUUUUUGAGGAAGUAUUUUAUUACAUUUAUCAUUUUUAGUCUUUUUUUCAGGUAAAUUUUCUGAUCUCACCAAAAUGUUUCGUCACGUAUGGAGCACUUGUGAUUUGCAGAACUUUUAUUGUGUAAUAUUCAGACUUUUGGGGCCAUUUCAUACAUUUUGGGGGGAAAUGUUGUUAUUCUUAUUAAACAGGGGACUGCUUGUUAUGCAGGAACGCAGCAGCUUCCUAAAUGAUUCCUUUAAACACUUUGAUGUGUUUUUGUCUGUUUUCAGGUGAAACAGAAUAAACGAUGACUCAGUGAAAAACUCAAA